Messenger RNA from Colius striatus (speckled mousebird), 3769 nucleotides. It is a transcript of the gene JAK3, whose product is annotated as Janus kinase 3. The transcript is spliced from 23 exons. Gene Ontology annotation, cellular component: membrane; cytoskeleton; cytosol. Bases 83 to 3601 code for a protein of 1172 amino acids. The record is from RefSeq and is a predicted model, not a curated record. Gene Ontology annotation, molecular function: non-membrane spanning protein tyrosine kinase activity; cytokine receptor binding; ATP binding. Lineage: Eukaryota; Metazoa; Chordata; Aves; Coliiformes; Coliidae. Gene Ontology annotation, biological process: cell surface receptor signaling pathway via JAK-STAT; cytokine-mediated signaling pathway; peptidyl-tyrosine phosphorylation.
CUCAGUCUCCCCUUUAUCCUCCCGUCCCCACCCCUGGAGAUGCUGCAGGGUCUUACCCCAGGGAGGAUGCAGAGGGAAAUGCAUGAGGAAGGGCACAUGUGGAGCCCCACAUCAGAGGGGUCACAGUGCCACCCACACCCCAGUGCUGAGCCCUCUUGUCCCCAUCCCUGCAGCACCAGCCAUGGCCCCGCUGGGCGAGGACACGCCGCUGAUCGGGCCACGCUCCUGCAGCCUCUCAUCCACCGAGGCUGGGACCCUCCAGGUGUACCUGUACCACCAGGCAGCCACCUCACACAACCCCCCUGGCACCGACUCUGCCCUCCUCACCUUCACCUUCGGCGAGUACACGGCUGAGGAGCUCUGUGUGCGCGCUGCCAGAGCCUGUGGAGUGCUGCCUGUCUGCCACCCUCUCUUUGCCCUGGCCACCGAGGACCUCAGCUGCUGGUUCCCUCCCAACCACCUCUUCACCGUGGAUGACUCCUGCAGCCAGGUCGUGGUGUACAGGAUCAGGUUCUUCUUCCCCAACUGGUGUGGCCUGGGACAGUCUCACCGCUUCCAGCUGCUGAAUGACCGUGCCAGCCCUGUCCUGGACUACCCUGUCAUCGAUUACCUUUUUGCCCAGUCCCGCAGCGAUUUCAUCGGGGGCCGCGUGGCUCUGGCGCUGAGCCUCCCCACGCAGGAGGAAUGUCUGAGCCUGGCUGUGCUCGACAUGCUGCGCAUCGCCAAGGAGAAGCACCAGAGCCCCGACGAGGUCUUCAACCACAUCAGUUACAAGUCCUGCAUCCCGGAGGCGCUGCGGUGCCAGAUCCAGCAGCACAAUUUCCUCACCCGCAAGCGCAUCCGACGCCACUUCAGCAAAUCCCUGCGGAAGAUCGGGGGCUGUCAGACGGACGAACGUUUCCUGAAGCUCAAAUACUUGCUGGACCUGGAGCGGUUGCAGCGGCAAUGGGCCGAGGAGAGUUUCCACGUGCGAUUGUCGGGCUCAGCCGCUUCCAUCACCAUCCACGUCGGCGGCGAGAGCGGGGUGUCCUGGAGCUGUGACGGCUCGGAGUCGUGUCCCGGCCCCGCCCCGCAGAGCCGCCAGCACUUCUGCGACUUCCCCGACAUCGCGGACAUCAGCAUCAAACAGGCGGCUCGAGAGGCUGGCGCCGUGGAGAACCGCCUCGUCACCCUCACCAAGACCGACAACAGGGUGCUGGAGGUGGAGUUCCCCACGCUGCGGGAUGCUCGCUCCUUCGUGGCUCUGGUCGAUGGCUACUACCGGCUGACCGUGGAUGCCCACCACUACUUCUGCAAGGAGGUGGCCCCUCCACGGCUUCUGGAGGAUGUGGAGAACCAGUGCCACGGGCCCAUCAGCUCUGAGUUUGCAGUGAACAAGCUGAAGGCAGCGGGGAGCCGCCCGGGGCUGUACCUGCUGCGCCGCAGCCCCCAGGACUUCGACAGUUACCUGCUGACUGUCUGCGCUGAGACUCAGUCCGGGCGGGAUUACAAGCGCUGCCUGAUCCGCAGGGAUGAGGACGGACACUUCUGGCUCUCGGGGGUGUCGCGGCGGUUCUGCAGCCUGCGGGAGCUGCUGGGCACCUAUGGGCACUGCGGGCUGCAGGCAGAGGGUGCCCGCAUGCGCCUGGCUGCCUGCUGCCCGCCCCUGCCCAAAGAGAAGUCCAACCUGCUGAUUGUACGGAGUGGCUGCCCCCAGCCCCCCAGCUCCCCCCACGCCCCCCGCCGCAGCCUCAACCAGAUGAUGUUCCACAAGAUUGACCCCCAGAGCCUCACACAGGGUGAGAGCCUGGGCCAGGGCUCCUUCACUCAAAUCUACAAGGGCAUCAAGAGGGACCAGGAGGAGGAUGGGCACUACCAGACCGAGGUGGUGCUGAAGGUGCUGGAUGGCAGCCACCGCAACUGCUCCGAGUCCUUCCUGGAGGCAGCCAGCAUCAUGAGCCAGCUCUCCCACAAGCACCUGGUCCUGCUGCACGGUGUCAGCCUUGGGAAGGACAGUAUCAUGGUGCAGGAGUAUGUCAGGUAUGGGCCCCUGGACCUCUACCUGAAGAAGAACCAAGGUGAGGGCAAGGUGACAACAAGCUGGAAGCUACAGGUGGCCAAGCAGCUGGCAUAUGCCCUCAACUACCUGGAGGACAAGAAAAUCACCCAUGGCAACGUCUCAGCUAAGAAGGUACUGCUGACCAGGGAGGGGGACAUGGCCCGUGGCAGCCCUCCCUUCAUCAAGCUCAAUGACCCUGGAGUCAGUGUCACCAUCCUGGGCAAGGACAUGCUGGUGGAUCGCAUUCCCUGGGUGGCCCCCGAGUGCCUCAGGGACCCCAAGAGCCUGGCACUGCCAGCUGACAAGUGGAGCUUCGGGGUGACCCUCUGGGAGAUCUUCAGUGGUGGCAACAUGCCCGUGAGCCUGCUGGAACCCCAGAAGAAGCUGGAUUUCUACAAGAGCAGCCUCCAGCUCCCUGCACCGAAGUGGACGGAGCUGGCCACGCUCAUGGCGCAGUGCAUGGACUAUCGGCCCUGGCACCGGCCCAGCUUCCGCGCCCUCAUCCGGGACCUCAACAGCCUCAUCACCUCUGAUUACGAGCUGCUCUCGGACCUGUCGCCGGCUGAUGUGAUGCUGCGGGACAGCUUCUGGGGCUACGAGCCCCUCACCCUGUGCCAGGACCCCACACACUUUGAGGAGAGGCACCUCAAGUACAUCUCACUGCUGGGCAAGGGCAACUUUGGGAGCGUGGAACUGUGUCGCUACGACCCGCUGGGCGACAGCACGGGCGAGCUGGUGGCAGUGAAGAAGCUGCAGCAGGAUUCAGCCAAGGAGCUGCAGGAUUUCGAGAGGGAGAUUCAAAUCCUGCACUCACUGCAGCAUGAUUUCAUUGUCCAGUACAGGGGAGUGUGCUACAGCCGGGGGCGCCGUGGGCUGAGGCUGGUGAUGGAAUACUUGCCCAAUGGUUGCCUGCGGGACUACCUGCAGAAGAACCAACCCCGCCUGGACCACAGGAACCUGCUGCUCUACGCCUGGCAGAUCUGCAAGGGUAUGGAGUACCUGGGAGCACAGCGCUGUGUGCACCGGGACCUGGCCAGCAGGAACAUCCUGGUAGAGAGUGAGAGCCAUGUCAAGAUUGGGGACUUCGGGCUGGCCAAGCUGCUGCCACAGGACAAGGAUUAUUACGUGGUGCGGGAGCCUGGCCAGAGCCCCAUCUUCUGGUAUGCACCUGAAUCCCUGGCAGACAAUGUCUUCUCCCGGGCAUCUGAUAUCUGGAGCUUUGGGGUUCUCCUCUAUGAGCUCUUCACCUACAGCAACAAGACCAAGAGCCCCUCGGAGGAGUUCCUGCGCAUGAUGGGCACCGAGAAGGCGGCUCAGAUCAUCUGCCACUUGCUGGAGCUCCUGAAGGACAAUCGGCGCCUGCCGGUGCCAUCCGGCUGCCCCGUGGAGCCCUAUCCCUUGUCCCCAGGUCUACACGUUGAUGUUGAGCUGCUGGGCUUUCACCCCUGGUGCCAGACCCACCUUCGGGGAGCUGGCCCCCAAGAUCGAGGCGCUGCGGGACAGCCGGAGCAAAGCCCGGGGGUAGAUCAGCCCCCCAUCCCUCCCCCAGAGCUGGGACCAUGAGCAGCCCCCUCCCUCCCCAGUGCCAGGGGGCUGCAGACACACACAUGGCUGCAGCAAUGCUUCAGUGUGCUGCAACUGCUCCAGGGGCAGCGGUGGGUGGGGGGAUGCAGCACCCCCACUGCCCCCUGUGCCAUGUGAUGCCACUCUGCCCCCCCUUCUUGCAGCAGA